Messenger RNA from Cuscuta campestris, 2366 nucleotides. The record is from the annotation of a GenBank genome assembly. NCBI's taxonomy places the organism in Eukaryota, Viridiplantae, Streptophyta, Magnoliopsida, Solanales, Convolvulaceae.
AUCGAAUAUUAUACACCAAAAAUGGAAAUAUCUUUAUGGGUAGGGGUGGAAGUAUAUAAAAGGUAGAGGAAGUUCUUUUAUCUAUUCCCAGCUUGGCCAACUUGGACCAACUGCAUUCCAUAUAAAUGGGGCGUGCCCAUAAAAAUCCUUAGCCAGGCAUUCAACUCCUCGACCGUUUCUAUUUCUCCAAAUUAUUUCUUUUGGCCAUUCGGAUAAACCAGUAGUUGUUUUUGUCAAGGAUUCUAAGCAGAUAGUGAGGAGAUCAAUGGGGGUGUUGGUGAAAUGUGCAAAACCAAAGAUGGGAUUUGUGCCAUUAUGGCUACUGUGCUUCGUCGUCAUGUAUGGGGUUUCCGAGGGGGCAGAGUACAUGAAGUAUAGGGACCCCCGGCAGCCUGUGGAUGUAAGAAUCAAUGACUUGAUGAAGAGGAUGACCCUUGAGGAGAAGAUUGGCCAAAUGACUCAGAUUGAGAGGAAAGUUGCAACAUCUGAGGUUAUACAGAGAUAUUUUAUAGGGAGUCUUUUGAGUGGUGGAGGGAGUGUGCCAGCACCCAAGGCCACAGCGGAGCAAUGGAUUAACAUGGUUAACGGCUUUCAAAGAGCGGCUCUCUCCACCCGCCUUGCCAUUCCUAUGGUUUAUGGAAUUGAUGCCGUUCACGGCAACAAUAAUGCUUACAAGGCCACCAUUUUCCCUCACAACAUUGGACUUGGUGCUACCAGGGAUCCGGAAUUGGUGAAAAGGAUUGGAGCUGCAACUGCACUUGAAGUUAGAGCUACUGGAAUAAAUUAUGCCUUUGCUCCCUGCAUUGCAGUAUGUAGAGAUCCUCGAUGGGGCCGUUGUUAUGAAAGCUACAGCGAAGAUCAUGAAAUUGUGCAAAUGAUGACCGAGAUCAUACCUGGUUUACAAGGAGACCCCCCUGCUAAUUCCUCCGGUUUUCCAUUCGUUGCAGGAAAGACAAAAGUUUUAGGGUGUGCCAAGCAUUUUGUCGGGGAUGGAGGUACGGACAAGGGUGUCGACGAGAGCAACACCAUAAUCGACAUGAAUGGUUUGCUUAGCAUUCACAUGCCAGCGUACAACGACUCGAUCCGGAAGGGUGUUGCAACUGUUAUGGUUUCAUACUCAAGCUGGAACGGCGAGAAGAUGCACGCUAAUCGCGACCUAAUAACCGGAUUCCUCAAGAACAAGCUCAAGUUCAAGGGAUUUGUCAUUUCUGACUGGGGAGGGCUUGACAGGAUCACUACUCCCUCUCAUGCUAACUACUCUUACUCUGUUCAAGCUGGAAUUCUCGCAGGAAUUGACAUGGUAAUGGUGCCGUUGGACUAUGAAGAAUUCAUUGAAGAUUUAACAUCCCUGGUGAAGAAGAAGGCCAUCCCAAUGAGUAGGAUUGAUGAUGCAGUCACAAGAAUAUUAAGGGUUAAGUUUGUGAUGGGCCUCUUUGAGGACCCGAUGGUCGAUCUCGGCAUGGCAACCCAUCUUGGCAGCCAGGAACACAGAGAGCUGGCUAGGGAAGCUGUGAGGAAAUCCCUUGUGCUUCUAAAGAAUGGCAAAUUGGCUAACCAGCCAUUGUUGCCCCUUCCUAAGAAAGCCCCAAAGAUCCUUGUGGCUGGGACCCACGCUCACAAUCUUGGGUAUCAAUGUGGAGGCUGGACCAUUGAAUGGCAGGGCAUUGGCGGCAAUGAUCUUACACUUGGAACCACCAUUUUAACUGCCGUGAAGAAGGCCGUCGAUCCAUCAACAGAAGUGGUCUAUCAAGAAAACCCGGAAUCGGAGUUCCUCGAAUCCAACCAAUUCUCGUACGCCAUUGUUGUUGUGGGUGAGACCCCGUACACGGAGUUUCUCGGGGACAGCACGAACCUCACCGUGGCCGAACCUGGAGGAAGCGUCAUCGAUACUGUCUGCGCCGCCGUCAAAUGCGUGGUGGUCGUGGUCUCCGGACGGCCGGUGGUGAUGGAGCCGUAUGUGGCGAAGAUUGAUGCGCUUGUUGCAGCUUGGCUGCCGGGAAGUGAAGGGCAGGGCGUGGCCGAUGCGCUGUUUGGGGAUUACGGAUUCGCCGGAAAACUUGCCCGGACAUGGUUCAGGUCAGUCGAUCAGCUUCCGAUGAACGUCGGCGACCCUAAUUAUGAUCCUCUCUUCCCGUUUGGGUUUGGCCUAACAACUGAACCCAUGACGAUGAUUCAAGAACCAUCAGGAUGGUUUUCAGCCAUAUGACUUGGUUGUCCGUCCAUUUGACAUGGCCUAAGGAGUAAUUUAUUUGGUUCUGAUUUAACUAGACUCGUACCCGUGCGAUGCACGGGAAGUAAAAAAACUCAAAUAACUCUUGAAUUGGAAUAACAUAAAAUGUUAAAAAAAAUAAAGAGAUUACAAAUUU